AUGGAAGUGAACAAAUCUCCUGGAAAGAAACACCCUGACAGCACGGCCACCUCAGACAACCACGAUGGCUGCUCCGUCGUCGCAGAGCACACGCAGGAGGUACCAGUGAGCUUUGGUCUCCUGUCCCUCACAGGCCUAGGCAUCAUCAUCGGAGUUGUCUGGCCUGCAUCCGGCGGUUCAAUCCAAGUUGCUAUCUUCAAUGGUGGAUCCCCAGGUGUUCUAUACGAAUUCAUAGUUGUAUCUUUCUUCUACUUCUUCGUCGCCGCAUCCCUCGCCGAGCUCGCCAGUGCCAUGCCCUCCAGCGCAGGCGUAUACUACUGGGCCUCUGUCACUCCAGGCAAACGAUAUGGUCGUGCCGUCGGAUUCUUCGCCGGCUGGUGGAAUUAUCUUGGUUGGAUUUGCGCUGGUGCAAGCAUCGCUGCUAUAUGGAGCAACAGCAUCAUCCAGAUCUACGCCUUGAAACAUGCCGACUACAUCGUCAAAGAAGUUCAUGUGUUUGUGGUCUUUGUCAUCUCCACAUGGCUGGCCUGCUUUUCGGUCUGCUUCGCAGGUCGGGCAAUGCCUCUUCUAAAUCAGUCCGGCAUCUACUGGCUUCUGAUCGGCCUGCUUAUCACAAUCGUGGUUCUUGCAGCUGUACCUCUUCGAAGCGGAGGAAGUGGCCAUGCGACUUCAUCCUUUGUGUGGCUUGAGUGGCAAGCAGACCUCGGAUACCCAAACAUCAUCGUAUUUCUCUGCGGCAUGCUGAACGGCGCUUACAGUGUUGGGUGUCCUGCAGCUGUUAUUACGGGAUUCAUCACGGGCUUCUCUUAUCUGAUCGCUCUCAUGUAUUCCAUCCACAGCUACGACAGGAUCUUUGCGAGUCAAUUUCCCCUUGCCGAGAUUUACCUUCAAGCAACGGGAUCAGCUGAUGGGACGAUUUGUCUACUCGUGCUUAUGCAAACAUGCAUUGGCCUAACCAUCAUCGGUCUUUACAUCACAUGUGGACGAACCUUGUGGACAUUGAGCCGGGACGGAGCAACGCCAUGGCCAUCGGUAUUUUCCAACUUCAACACAAAGUUCGACGCGCCCAUCAAUGCCACCAUGGCCUCUGCGGUGCUCGUCACCUUGAUGGGAUGCAUUUAUGUGGCAAGCAAGACAGCAUUCAACGCUAUCAUCGGAUCCUAUGUACUCAUGUCUUCGUCGGCAUAUACAGCAGCGGUCUUGCCUCACCUUCUCACAGACCGGAGAAAUGUUGUUUAUGGGCCGAUACGAAUGGGGAGAAAGCUGGGCCUUGUUGUAAACGCGAUCGCGAGCGCGUAUAUGGUGAUUGCUUUCGUUAUUUACUGCUUGCCCUAUUCCUUACCUGUCACUGCUAAGAAUAUGAACUAUGCCUGUCUGGUUUGGGGUGGUUCAACCUUGCUGCUGGGUAUCUACUGGAUGUGGAAGGGGAGGCAUGGGUACAUAGGGCCUAUCAGGGAGACCAACAACCAAUGUAGAGGCGCCAUGAUGUUGGCACCUGAGCCAUAA
Fusarium verticillioides 7600 is the source of this 1506-nucleotide messenger RNA. RefSeq lists its product as hypothetical. Lineage: Eukaryota; Fungi; Ascomycota; Sordariomycetes; Hypocreales; Nectriaceae. The record is from RefSeq and is a predicted model, not a curated record. Gene Ontology annotation, molecular function: transmembrane transporter activity. Gene Ontology annotation, cellular component: membrane. The coding region runs from base 1 to 1506 and encodes 501 amino acids. Gene Ontology annotation, biological process: transmembrane transport. The transcript has 3 exons.